Myxocyprinus asiaticus (Chinese sucker) is the source of this 5006-nucleotide messenger RNA. RefSeq names its product forkhead box protein P1-B-like. Gene Ontology annotation, molecular function: RNA polymerase II cis-regulatory region sequence-specific DNA binding; DNA-binding transcription repressor activity, RNA polymerase II-specific. Gene Ontology annotation, cellular component: nucleus. Gene Ontology annotation, biological process: regulation of transcription by RNA polymerase II. NCBI's taxonomy places the organism in Eukaryota, Metazoa, Chordata, Actinopteri, Cypriniformes, Catostomidae. The transcript is spliced from 22 exons. The coding region runs from base 668 to 2656 and encodes 662 amino acids. The record is from RefSeq and is a predicted model, not a curated record.
CUCUCUUUUUUUGUGUGCGCGCGUGCAAGGCGCAAUAAAGUGUAAUAACAUCAGAAGCAGCUCGCUCACAUAAUCUGUGGAGAAAGGUGGCGUGAAACGGGCUCGAAACGGCAGCAUUGUCUAUGUGCGGCGCAGAGAACAGUGUUUGCCGUUGAAAUUAGUCCCGCUGGCGGAGUAAUAUUGUUAGUUAUUUACAGUGCGGUUUAUCGCACGCGCUCAUGGUACACAAGAUCGCGAGAAGAGUUGAAUUAUUAUCGCUCGCAAAUUACACACCACCGCAUCAUCGGUCUCUAUCCAACCCCGAUUUCUCAAAGUGACUAAAGGGAUAUUGCGAUUAACAGUCGUGCAGAUAAACUUCCCUCCUGAGGCAGAUUGAGCUUGCUUCACCACAUCCAAUGGUUCCGCCCCUUUGUUCCUGUUUCUGAAUUCUGAUUGGAACAAUGGAAUGUCAAUCUCUCACAAAGUGACUGGCAGGAGAUUCCAGUGGUCCAGCCCUUUGGAUGCUGAGAAUUCAGAACGGUCAGGGGGGUUAAACUCAGCGCUGGAAUUGAAGACGGCCUCAAAUAAGCAAGUCCUUGGAGAAGAAUAGAACAAUCCUAAACAGCUCAUAUGCAGACUGGAGCAAACCAAUGCACUGAAGAAGGGACAGUCAUACGGUUUUUAAGUCAUGAUGCAAGAGUCAGGGACAGAGGCGACAAGUAAUGGAGCAGCCAAUCAGAACGGCGUCCCAUCUUGUGUGGAGGGACACCGAGAAGUUCGAUCCAAGAGCGCCACACCCUCCUCUGACAUUACAGUGUCUGACCUUGUGACCUUCCAGCAACAGCAGGCCUUACAAGUUGCACGGCAGAUUCUUCUCCAACAACAACAGCAAAGUAGCACCCACAAGUCCCCCAGAAACAACGACAAGCAGUCUGUGUCGCAGGUGCCAGUAUCUGUUGCUAUGAUGACGCCACAGGUCAUAACUCCUCAGCAAAUGCAGCAAAUCCUCCAACACCAAGUUUUGAGCCCCCAGCAGCUCCAACUGUUACUGCAGCAACAACAAGCACUGAUGUUACAGCAGCAGCAACUCCAGGAGUUCUAUAAGAAACAGCAAGAACAACUCCACCUUCAGCUCAUCCAACAGCAGCAUGGCACCAAGCAGCAGAGUAAAGAGGUGUCUGCGCAGCAGUUGGCGUUCCAGCAGCAGCUCCUCCAGGUUCAGCAGCUACAGCAACAACAUCUUCUGAGUCUGCAAAGACAAGGGCUGUUGUCCAUCCAGCCCAACCAGACUCUGCCUCUCCAUUCCCUCACUCAGGGCAUGAUUCCAGCUGAACUCCAGCAGCUGUGGAAAGAGGUGACAAACUGUCAUGUGAAGGAGGAGAACAGCGGGACCAAUAACGGUCACCGGGGUCUGGACCUGUCCUCCCCCUCCCCCAUUCCCCCCAAAACCCUCAACCAGCAUGGAUCCACCAAUGGCCAGUACAUCAGCCAUUCUCUGAAAAGAGAGAGUUCAACAUUAGAAGAUCAUUCCUCUCACAGUCACCCGCUCUAUGGUCACGGUGUCUGCAAAUGGCCAGGAUGUGAAGCCGUGUUUGAAGACUUUCAUUCAUUCCUGAAACAUCUGAAUAAUGAACAUGCGUUGGAUGACAGGAGUACGGCGCAGUGUCGGGUACAGAUGCAAGUAGUUCAGCAGCUGGAACUGCAGUUAGCGAAAGACAAAGAGCGUCUCCAAGCCAUGAUGACUCAUCUGCAUGUGAAGUCUACAGAGCCCAAACCCACUCCACAGCCACUGAACCUGGUGUCCAACGUUACCUUGUCCAAGACGGCUCCUGAGGCCUCUCCGCCCCUCAGUCUACCCCAGACACCCACCACCCCGACAGCCCCCCUCACACCACUUUCCCAAACCCACUCUGUUAUCACCCCCACCAGCCUGCACAGUGUGGGACCCAUGCGGCGACGCUACUCGGACAAGUACAACAUGCCUAUAUCUCCAGAUAUUGUACAGAACAAAGAGUUCUAUAUGAAUGCAGAAGUACGACCUCCUUUCACAUAUGCUUCAUUAAUACGACAGGCAAUACUAGAGUCGCCAGAAAAGCAGCUAACACUAAACGAGAUCUACAACUGGUUCACGCGAAUGUUUGCUUAUUUCAGACGCAAUGCAGCAACGUGGAAGAAUGCAGUGCGGCAUAAUCUUAGUCUUCACAAGUGUUUUGUGCGGGUAGAGAACGUUAAAGGGGCGGUAUGGACUGUCGACGAGCUAGAGUUCCAAAAGAGAAGGCCGCAAAAAAUCAGCGGAAGUCCAGCUCUAGUAAAGAACAUCCAUACCACUUUAGGAUAUGGUCCCGCCCUUUCUGCAGCGUUCCAGGCAUCAAUGGCAGAGAACAACAUACCUCUAUACACUACCGCUUCCAUCGGAAGUCCCACUCUUAACUCGCUUGCCAGCGUUAUCCGAGAGGAAAUGAAUGGAGCCAUGGACCACAGCAACAGCAACGGUAGUGACAGCAGCCCUGGACGCUCGCCCCUGCCAGCUAUGCAUCAUAUCAGCAUAAAAGAGGAGCCACUGGACCCGGAAGAACACGGAGGUCCCCUUUCCCUUGUGAUGACAGUCAAUCACAGUCCAGACUUUGACCACAACAGAGAUUACGAGGACGACCAUGUGAACGAUGACAUGCUGUAAGCCUGGUUUCUCCCAGGUCUGCUGCCAAAAAGGCUAAACUAACUGCGGUCACCUGCGAGACCACUCCAGAUAGAGCAAGCCCAAGACUGGAUUCACAAUCCUCUUGUUGACAGCUAUUAAAAUGUUCCUAAUUAACUCUUUAGUGCCAUUAAAUACAAAACAAAAUACCAGAUAAGAAAAAUCUAUUCCAUUUGGAAGUAUUUUUGAUUUGUUUCUACUUUUCAGUUAAAAGACAUGCAUAAAUUUCUACUCAUCACUUGAUGAAGAGACAUUUGGUACUGGGGGCCUGCUUCUACUUCCUUUUGGCAAAGUGUCACUGAGACCAGAGUGGACAUGAAAACACAGCUGAGAAAGACUGGCUCUUCGCCCUCUGAGUCGAAUAAACACUGAUCACGGACUGCAGAGCACACACACACACACACGCACACACAAAUCAUUGACGCUUUAAUGAGCGUGCCAUUCACACGGUGUGUACGUAUGUGAAUUUAUUCAUUGUCUCAGCCUUCAGAUCUUCUUAAGUUCACUUCCAUUGCAGCUGGGAGAUAUCUGGUGUUUUUGAGGGUUCCUGGGCAAAUAAUUUAAACGUUCUGUCCACUCAUUACUCUGUGCUGUUAGCUAUAUAUUCUUUUUGUUGGGUUUGUUUGUUUUGGUAACUGAUCAGACCUCAUGAUUAAUGACGUGGAGUGUGCUUAGCACUGGAUGAAUGUGUAACGGUUCUUUUCAUGCUGUUUUUUCUUCUAGAAUUCUUUUCCUUUCAAAAUUCAAACAAAAUGUUGCAUUACCGUGUAGUAUUUUUCUGUCAUUUGUUCCUUCGCAAUUUCUGCAGUGGCAUUUCCCUUGCAUGCAAACUCUCACACACUUAAACUCAUGCUCUUUCCCGUUCAUGAAGUCCGUCUGCAAAUGCACUACUCGAAAUGAAGGCUCCCUCUCCACGCACCAAUGAAGUUUAAUUUACACUUGGAAUAAAUGACAGAGAAAUCAGCGCAGGUUAAUGUUUAUCGCUAUGAAAUUAUACUUUCAAAAAUCCCCUUUCGUGGUGAUGCAGGUUAGCGUCAACCAAAUCGCUGAUCGAAACCAUCAUCUGUAUUAAAUUUUAAAAAAUGGAAUGUCAUAAUGGAAAUAAGCACCAGAGAGAUAAUUGUUUGACAAAAGCUAAUUGUGAUCCCUUAACGGUAUUGGCGGCAACUUUGUUUUUGUUUCUUUUCCAUUCUAUAAUUUCAAAGACUAACUGGAUGACUUAACUGCAUUCCCUGUCAUUUCAGUAUCUGUUUCACCACAUCAAUGACCAGCUCACCCUCUAUGUUAUUAGACAUUAUUAAUAAUUACACAUGAGAUAAAAAGUUAAAGGGAUUAUAAACCAAGGCUGAUAUUACAGCCAUGACCACUGAGCAUUACAGCACUGGGGCAGCCCACUAUGACCAUCCACUUCUUGCCAAAUCACCGGAUGUUUUCAGGCCAGUUGAACUGGUAAUGCAACUCAGAAUUGGAAACUGCUGCCUGCUAGUUUAGAAGACUGGCUCAAUGUUGGGACUGCACAAUGAUGAGAAAAGACUUUAGAUUAGACUUACAAAUCUGACAGAAUGUUUUUUUUUUUUUUUUUUUUUUUUUUUUUGUAAAGUCUGCAACCAACCACUUUCUUUGUUAUUUAUUAUCCUUUUUUUUUAAUGUCAUUUAAAGUUGAUAUGUCUCUUAUCUGUGACUACCAAAGAUACAAGAUACUGCAAGUUGAUAUAUUCUAUGUUCCAUGCAAUAGCUAAACAAAAAGGCCAAAUAUGCUCAGUGUUCCCCACCAUGGCUGGCUAGACGUGAAAAUUAUGAAAUGUCUCAAACUGUUUCGGGCUUAUAGUGAAGAAAAAAAGCCAAAGGGUUUGUUCGAUGGGCAGCUGUAUGUCUUUGCCUAUGACCAAAAUAGGAGAGGAGAGACCAACACAUGACCAAAUCAAUGUUGUCUCUGGGCCAAUGAAAAUGAAAAAAGGGAGUGUUCUAUCAGGAAAUGAUGGCUAUAAAGGAGAAGGAUAUGGAUGAAAGAGUUUAGAACUGUGUUCACUAUCGUCACAGGAAAUUUAAAUCUUGGAGGGGGAAACAUUUGCAUAACACAAUGUGAACUGAACAUCAAACUGGACCACACAAUGAUGAGUUUUAUUUGUUCUCAUACUUUAGGAAUUUUUUUUUUUGUUUUGUUUUUUUUGGCCAUUUUAUUCUUUGAAAAGAUUGUAUGCCACUUAUCUUGUAAAAUCCUAAACAAGAUUCCUGAUGUCCUUUGUUAACCUUGGCAAUGCUCUAUGAUUGUGUUUUAGUGUCUGUCAACUUAUUACUUUUUAUAUUAAAAAACACUCCUGUCAAACAAUAA